CCUGGCAAGCCUGGAAGGAGUUUGGGUGGAGCUGUGCAAGCUUGGCUGAGGGGGAGGGGAAGCCGCCACUAGCAACUAACCUUAGCUUCCUAAACUCAGCAGAAAGGUCAGAGGUAUUGUUGGAAAGGCAAGAAGCCCAGUGAUUCGGCUUGCCCGCCAAACCAAGACAAAAACCCAAGUUGUGCCAUGCAGCUUUAAAGGGGCUGGUGAUUGACAGAAUGUGUAGCAGUGGAUGGGGUGGAGCCGCUGGGUGGGGUCUGGGACAGGCAGCUGGGAGAAACCAAAAGGAAGAAAAAAGAAAACCAUUGCCCCUGUUGUCGCUAUUGCCGUGCGCGGGAAGCUAGCCAAAAAGAAACUAAAAGGAGUGGUUUAGAGCUCACUUUCACUCCUAUCCCCAGCCAACUCUCUCGAACCCUCUGUCUCCUUUUGAGAUAAUUAAAAUCGAGUAAACACCGGCACUAGUCUGUGCCCAUUCCCCCAAGCCUGCACUGAACUAGGUUUGUAGUACCGAGGGAGUGAGGACCCCGUGUCCACCAGCUCAAACCCGGCCCCGCCCCGUCGGCUCUGGCCCAAGGCUCGGAGCAGAGGAUGCCUUUGGAGGUGCAGAAUCCGAAAAUAUGGAUCAACUCAUAAACAACUUGGGGGUGUAACUUAAUUCAGAAAGUGGCUCAAUGCAUGUCUUCAAACAGGUCACUGGCUCUGUUCAUAUCAGAGAUCCUCUUAAGACAGAAGAUAGAGGGAAUAUGACAUCUCCACCAUUCCCAGAUGCCAGUCCCAUGGAGAACCCAGCACUAUUUAGUGACAUCAAGAUUGAGCCCCCAGAAGAACUUCUGGCUAAUGAUUUCAACCUGCCCCAGGUGGAACCAGUUGACCUCUCUUUUCACAAGCCCAAGGCUCAUCUCCAGCCUGCCAGCAUGCUACAACCUCCAAUAUUCACUCCCAAGCCAAAGCCUGCUCUCCAGACACUUGUAGUGUCCACUUCAACGUCUGACACAGGCACUUCAGCAAAUAUCCCUACUGUUCUGACUCCAAGGUCUAUCCUGGCCUCCUCUCAAGGAACUGGUGGCCAGCAGAUCUUUCAUGUGAUUCACACCAUCCCCUCAGUCAGACUGCCAAAUAAGUUGGGUGGCCUAAAGACCAUCCCAGUAGUGGUACAGUCACUUCCCAUGGUGUAUACUACUUUGCCUGCUGAUGGGGGCCCUGCAGCCAUUACAGUCCCACUCAUUGGAGGAGAUGGCAAAAAUGCUGGAUCAGUGAAAGUUGACCCCACCUCCAUGUCUUCACUGGAGAGCCCAAGUGACAGUGAGGAGAGUGAGAUUAAGAGUGGAUCCUCAGCUUUACAGGGUGUUCAGGGACUACAGCAAGAACCAUCAGCAAUGACCCAAAUGCAGGGAGAAGAGUCUCUUGAUUUGAAGAGAAGACGGAUUCACCAAUGUGACUUUGCAGGAUGCAACAAAGUGUACACCAAAAGCUCCCACCUGAAAGCCCACCGCAGAAUCCAUACAGGAGAGAAGCCUUAUAAAUGUACCUGGGAUGGCUGUUCCUGGAAAUUUGCUCGUUCAGAUGAGCUCACCCGCCAUUUUCGCAAGCACACAGGCAUCAAGCCCUUCCAGUGCACAGACUGCAACCGUAGCUUCUCUCGCUCUGACCACCUAUCCCUGCACCGCAGGCGCCAUGACACAAUGUGAGCAGCAUAGACUACACCAGAAGAGCUGUGCUGGUCUUGUGUGUGUGUGUGUGCGUGUGUGUGUGUGUGUAUGCAUGCACACCGAGAUCAUAACCAUCUUUUCCUCAUUGACCUCAGCUUGCCUCAGGGAUGGGGUAGGCGCAGCUCACUGAGCCAGGUUGAUCAGACUGUAGGAAAAAAUAGAUGGUCUCCCAUGGGGGCUCCUCAUAUUCUACUUUCACUUCUCCACUGUCCAGUCUCCAAUUUUUUCAGCCUUGCAUGGAUUGAAUUCCAGUGUGGCACCCAUGGCUUCCCCCCAUUCCUCUACCAUACCCUUGCUCUGACAUAACACAUUUCCCUACAAAAAACAGGAAAUCAAACUCAAGGCUGUGAACAAACAUGCACUGCUUUUUAUUCCAAUUUGUCUCUUAUUUUCUAGAAUUCUUAUCCUUUCUUUCUUUUUUUUUUGGAAUCAGCAUUUAAGAGUGGUUGGUAGUGUCUUAAAAUGACAUUUUGUAAAUUUCCUAAACAUAAAAAGGCAUAAUAAUUUAGUUGAUUGCUAAGAUUUACAGGGAUUUGGGUCCUGAGUAUAGGGCACAUCCUCAGUGAAUAAGAUGAGUCUCUUGCCAAACUGAAAGAUUUUGUAAAUCCAAUCCUAUAUGUUAUUACAGUUUGGUUUUCAGAAAGUGCUGAUGCUUUUUCACAAGUCUAUCAGAAGGAAUGAAAUGAUCUUCUCCUACUUGUCCUCUUUUUCUUCAUCCUUCUUCAGGAUAAAGAUUUGGCUGCACAGUUAUCUUCUCCGUUAGGUUAAAUGCACACACUGACAUGCCAGUAGGGAGAAAAGUGUUCCAGGAAAAUAUGUUGGGCAGCGACAGGAACAAACAAAACCAGUAUCAUUCUGAAAACAAAUAGAGGGGGCUUUCAUUUGGAUAAGACUUCAGAAGCUCUGUAAUCACAAACCUCAUUCAAAUGGCAGCCUGUUGAGGCAGUGUCUUGAGGGGCUGUUUAUUCUUUUGUUUAUGUAAAGCAACUGUUUUGAGCAUAUUGCAUGGUGAGAAAUCACACACUGGGGUUAUUUUAUACAGAAGUGAGGGGUUAGAAGAAAAAAAUGUGUUCAUUCUGUGGCAUUAUUAGCAUGAAUUCUUAUAUUUCAAAUGGAAUUUAAAAGGAUUUUAAAGAAAACUGACACAAAAAACCAUCUGAUGUUCUGCAACUGCUAUAAACCGCUAGCCAUUUCUUUAGCCAUUAAGGCAGGUUACAUAUUAUCCGCAUCUGAUUACCCAAUUGGACUUUUAAGUAAUAGUCUCUGGGACAUCAAACCCUCUGUUCUAGGCUGUGGACUUCAGAUCUACCUCCAAAUGGCAUAUUUUCUCUACCUGGGGGCAGGGAGGGCUUUGCAUCACUUAGUUUUAAAUUCAGCCUUUCUUCUAAAGGUUGUCUUCAUAUUGAAACCCUUUUCCGUGGCAGAUAUUCAAUCAGUUCCUGUGUGAAUACUUUCGGUUACUACUUCCAAAGACCAUCCAUUCCAACUAAAUCAAGAAAUUCUAGUACCAAGAAUGGAUCUUAUUAACCACUCAGUACUAUCUAUCAUUUA
Molecule: messenger RNA, 3260 nt
Organism: Leopardus geoffroyi (Geoffroy's cat)
Lineage: Eukaryota; Metazoa; Chordata; Mammalia; Carnivora; Felidae
Gene: KLF8
Product: Kruppel like factor 8
Exons: 6
Coding region: 672-1688 (338 amino acids)
Biological process (GO): regulation of transcription by RNA polymerase II
Molecular function (GO): RNA polymerase II cis-regulatory region sequence-specific DNA binding; DNA-binding transcription factor activity, RNA polymerase II-specific
Source: RefSeq, a predicted model, not a curated record